This is a messenger RNA of Galendromus occidentalis (western predatory mite), 1507 nucleotides long. Its product is annotated as DNA excision repair protein ERCC-8. Gene Ontology annotation, cellular component: nucleotide-excision repair complex; Cul4A-RING E3 ubiquitin ligase complex. The transcript has a single exon. The record is from RefSeq and is a predicted model, not a curated record. The coding region runs from base 226 to 1380 and encodes 384 amino acids. Gene Ontology annotation, biological process: protein polyubiquitination; transcription-coupled nucleotide-excision repair; proteasome-mediated ubiquitin-dependent protein catabolic process. NCBI's taxonomy places the organism in Eukaryota, Metazoa, Arthropoda, Arachnida, Mesostigmata, Phytoseiidae. Gene Ontology annotation, molecular function: protein binding.
GAACUCUGUUCUUCUCUCAUCGGAUAGACAUCAGUGGAGCGUUGUUUUCUUGUGUGAUGGCUGCGGAGUCGGGGCGUCAAGCUUGAGGAAUGGAUCGAACAUGUUGGGGAUAUUAAUUCGACAAUCUCCCGUUGACUUUCCUGCUCGAAGGAUUCAUGGUGGACCCACGGAGCUCGCGACUCUCCGAGUUUUGGUCGCGGAUGCCACAGUUGACCAAGAACAAAGAUGACUUCUCUUCCGCUCAUGUUGGAUCAGCUGCGUUCCGGUUGCAUUAAGGGCAUCUCCUUCAGUCGAGCGAGAGUCACUGAACGUCAGCAGAGCAUCGAGAUCUCAAAAACAUCUGAUCUGGAAGCUUGCCACAAAUUCCCAAUCAACGCUCUCUGCCUGGACCCCGUGGAAGGCAGGUUCCUACUAUCGGGUGGAAUCGCAGGACAGAUCUUCGUGCAUGACACGUUCGAACAGAGUGAGGGCACUCUGCCAGUGGUCGCUAAAAUUCCCCACGGCACUCGAUACGCUCACAAGUACAGCGUAGAGACAGUACAAUGGUUUCCGGCGGACACCGGUACCUUCACUUCAUCGUCGAUGGACAAGACGUUGAAGUUGUGGGACGCCAAUCGUCUAAAGCCGGUCUUCCUCGCGAGGUUCAACGGCCAAGUCUACAAGCACCAUCAAUCCCGCGUCAAUUGUAAUUUAGUUCUCUUAGCCACCGAUGAAUCUCACGCUCAGAUCCUCGAUCUCAAUACGAGUUCGAAAACCCACAUGCUAUCGGGAGCUCACACCGGGAAGGUCAGACAGUGUAUAUGGUCGCCAGUUGUCGAACACCUGUGCGUAACGGGAGGCACGGAUGGUCGAGUUUGCAUUUGGGACGUGAGGUAUACGCGCGGACAUCUUGCAGCUCUCGACACCGACCACACGAAUCAGAAGAAGGCGAACCACCAUCGAGCGCACCACGACAGGAUAGUGUCGAUGGAGUUCAGCAGCGAUGGACUCGAGCUCCUGACCUACGGUCUGGACCAUACCGUUCGAAUUUGGGAUGUUGCUCUAGCUAAAAAUCGUAGAAUUAAUUUCGGUAGGAUAUCGUGCGCCAGCGUCAAAGGGGUCCAGAUUGCUCUCGCCGACGACGGGACAACGCCGGUCCUAUUCGUGCCGUCAGGACAAAGUAUCAGGAUGUGUGAUACGACGACUGGCGUUCGUUUGAAGAACCUCAGGGCUCACCUAGAUUCGGUAUCUGCGGUCGUUUACUGCAAUCACACGAAACGGCUCUUCUCCGCCGGGGCUGAUCGGAGUAUCUUGCUGUGGUGUAGUGAAGCCGAGCUCGAGGAAGAUUCCAAAGCCAAAUCCGAGGCGAUUGCCGAUCGAUGGAGUGAUUCUGAUGACUGAAACAAGCGUCGGAACAUCGCGGGAAGCCAUCCUGCGAUGUUCAACCCAGGAAUCGGUUACCGGUGGGCUCCUGGUGAUCCUCCUGGUGAUGUCCCGGAGAGUGAUAUAUAUUUUUAAAUAAAGACAG